Molecule: messenger RNA, 10965 nt
Organism: Pseudo-nitzschia multistriata
Lineage: Eukaryota; Bacillariophyta; Bacillariophyceae; Bacillariales; Bacillariaceae
Source: the annotation of a GenBank genome assembly
CCGCACCAGCACCAGCACCAGCACCAGCAUCAGCAUCAACAUCAAGAUCAGCAACGAGAUGACAGAAGUGUAGUAAGUGUCAAUCUACCUAUUAUGAUACCCGUUACGAUAUCACAUAGCAGAAAAUGCGUAUGUUAUAUCUUGUGCAAUCAAAAUGCAAUCUCUCACGUGUCGAUUCAACAACAUAUUUUUUCCCAAUGCUCUCAAACUUACGGACUUCUAGGAACUUUCUCUUUCUCCUAUUGUAAUGGACUGCUCAAAUUUUCCCUCUUCUCCGGAUUUAUUUCUAUCUCAAAAGCAGCUCCAAACCAACAGUCCUCUCAUUGAAGCAGCCUCUGGUCAUCAUUCUCGAGACCCAUCAUCUUCGCUUGAAAAUUUUCCUACAAUUGUCGAUAGUUCUCUCGAGAAAAAGCGAAAGCUGCAUUUCACCGUCGACGAAAGUCACCAAUCUCCAAUCAUCCGACGAAGUCCCGUCGGAAAAACUGUGGAACCCGAUAGUCCAGUUGAUAGUCAGAUAAGUGCAUUGUCGGCUUACAGUCCGGCUAGAUCUUCGGCAUCUUCAGAUGCCAGGGACAGCCGCGGUGGUUCCAUCACCACUAGUUCUUUGCGUACUCCAAGAUUGUGGACGCCAGAAGAAGAUAAAUUGCUCUUGGACGUAAUAGGCUCGGUAAAAAACAACUUUUGUUGGCCUGAGAUUGCUCUGGAUGUACCCGAUAGGACAGGCAAGCAAUGCCGUGAGCGUUAUUUGAAUCAUCUUGGGCCUCACUUAAAACGGACGGCGUGGACGGCCCUCGAAGAUACUAUGAUUUUUCGAAUGUACGCAUCGCAUGGUUCAAAGUGGUCACAAAUGGUCAAGUAUCUACCUGGUCGUACCGACAACGGGAUCAAGAAUAGAUACCACCAUCUACGACGUCGCUUUCAGAAGCGAAUGAAAUCUGUUCCUAACUCGCACGAGUUAAAAGUCCUGAUGAAAAGAAUAGAACAGAGCCCUUCCUAUCAAAGUCUCUCUAUGGACGCGUUCGUUGUAAAGUACACAGCUUUGAGAAUAUUGAAUGAUACGUCAAAAACAUUUACGAGUUUGAAAGCUCGUGCCAAUGGAGAUGGAGAGUAUCAGUUUGGUCCGUUCUAUCGAGUGAGAGAGAACACUCAAUGUGGACGUUGCGGUCUUAUCAUGCCAUCAAAAGAGACCGGCAGCUCGAUUUGUAGCAAGACAGGAUGGUGUAAGAGGUGCACCGGAGUAUCAGUUGUCGUGACUGGCGACGUCCUUCGUUUGAUUCAUUUGGUUAGGUAAAAGACUUCCGGGAGAGAGGAGAAACAGCAUUUGCGUGGCUAAUGCAACGCCAAUAACCAAACGAAGCACUGCGAGGACAGUAGUAGGAAUAGAGCGCUUUUGGAUGAAUUUCUCUGUCAUUGUGACCAUGCAGAAGCUUAGUUCCUUGUCAAGAAAGUAAAAUAUAGUAUUUUAGAUGUUGUAUGACAGCAUUGAAUACUACUACUAGGAAUACAUUUUAGGUGAAAUCUGGUAGCGAUGUUUCCAGGAAGUGUUUGGUGCUCGUGCAAUACGUCACGAAACGAUACUCAUGACAUUCAAAUAUUAUGAUGCCACUACCGGUAGGGAUUCCACUGGUUAAAAUGAAUUGACCAUUGAUCUUCCAUCAAUUUCAACAAAGAAUCUAUGGAAUGGUUCUUAUCGCCGUCCCAGGUUGGACAGUGGCAAAGGCUUCGGUCCGAAAUCUCGUUGAUAUCUACUGUAAUAUUCUGGGCUGAAACGUCCUGGGUGAGAUUGAACAAAGCCGGGACACGAAUUGUGCCUUCGAAUUCGGCUUCAAGGAUCAGUGUCCGGUGGUAAAAGGCUUCAGCCAAUUGGAAUGCCUGGUGUCUGUCCGCGGGCGUGAUGUGAACGAUGAUCAUAAAGUCCGUGAUCGACAUCGGCUGGACCGUCAUUGGUGGGAUUACGUAGGUACCGAAUUGUUUUCCCUGAAAAGAAAAGGUUCCUUUUCCCUCGUCAAGGGCAGCAGCUAUGCGAUUUGGAUUGCUCAGGCUUGUCAGAAUUUCGAGGCCGGCAUCUAUCCGGAAGGUUACAAUUUUCUUCACGAUUUCAGACCAGGCGACCUCAUCGUUGCAAACAUUGUAGACGGGUAUUUGUGGGAAAAAGAACAAGGAAGUGCCCACAAAAAACAGAAUCGUAAAGAUCGAGAGCCAAUGCAGCAUCGAACAGCACCUGUUUGAUCGUUGAGAUUGGCGGGGCUGGUCGGCCGAGUCGAUGUCGAUGUCGCCGUUGAAGGAUGGAUGAAGCAGAGGAGCGGCUUCAUUCUCUCGAUUCCCGGGUUGAUUUCGAUCGGUAUUGUUGUUGUGAUUUUGUGCCUCCUGCAUAAGAUGAUAAGGAUUGCUACUUUCCUCGUUCGCUUGUACCUGAUUUUGUUGCUCUCGGUUCUCGUUCUGCUCCGAUUGUACCGAUCGAAGCGCAUUGUUGCCUUGGUCGCCGGCCUCUUCGGGUGGCCGUGAUGUCUCCUCUGCCACAAUGUCACCACCAUCGGCCCUGACUUCAUCGUUACCACCAUCGCCAUUGCUUAUGGCAGUGGUGUCGGAAUCGACGGAGGGUUGGUUUUCUUCCUCGACAGUGGCGUCGACUUCCAUGGAAAUGUCGGGCAACCGGGUGUAAAAAUGGUCGUCCUCGUUUGGACCGGCUGCCGCGCGAGCAUCGGUACCCCUGCUGCUUGUGGUGUGGUGCGAGCGACAACAGAUGCGGCGACGGUGGCGACAAACACAAAGGCAUGCGACACAUACCCCGCCGACCAAAAGAAUCGCGGUCAGGGCUCCCGUCGGAACCCGAUCCAACACCGCGUUUAUCGGAGAAGAAGGCUGCGGAAGUGGCUCCGCCUCGGACCUUCGGCACCGAUCGUUGGAAUAACAGUCGACGCCGACCGCGCAUCCAAAACGGCUUCCAACUGCGUGACACGCAUUGUCGUGUUCGCACCAGUGGCAGAAGCGGGACGCCAGGGCACAAUCGUGGCAGGUUGUUUGGGCCGCGCAGGUUGUGUUGUCCUUUGGUUUGGGGGGUCCAUUGCUGCAGGUGCUUCCCCAGGCGCAACCGUGAAUGCUUCCACGAGCGUGGCAGCUUUCUGUCGACUUGCACCAGUGGCACGUAUGCGUGCUGGUGCAAUCUUCACAUGUAUUCAGGGAGCUGCAGGAAUUGUAGGUAUAACCGGCACCGAAAAUACUCGUACCACGAACGACAUCGCUGCUGAUAGCAAUGCUUUCGUUCGUGAUAUUUGCAUGCUGUUUUUUGAUCGUGGGUACCGCUGCUGCCGAUGCUACAUACACCGACAGACCCACGUUCGAAGUCAAACUCGAGAUCGCGUUUGCCAAGAAAAAUAAUAAUGCACAGGACAGAKAAUUUGUCAUGCUGCUGCUCAGUUUUGGUUCUCGAUUCCGCCCCCGUUCGGGAUAUCGUCCUUUGUCCUUUAUCUCUACGAACAGAAAGUGGCCAAAUACCAAAUACUAAUAGAUUCGUUGAGAGUAUGAAUCUCGACAGAAGCGAACGGUUCGUUACUGUACCGUACUGUAUUUGUCGAAUGAAUGAUUCUUCGUUCAGUUUUGGUCACCGAUUGAUUCUUUUUCGGGUCCAAACUGAGAAUUCUSAAGGCGCACGUAAACGGACUUGACUUUUCUCCUGUCAGAAGGCAAGGGGGGGGCGUCGGUAUCAAAAUUAGUGCGUAGUACUUGGUACAGUAGUAGUCAACCUCUGCAAUAAAUAAACACUGUGGAUGCGUACGUACGGUACUGUACCGUACGAAGAACGUGAAUCAAAACAAUAGUACGGUGCUGUACGUACGGUACCGAUACGUUUGUUGAAGUAUUGGUACAACUCUCCCACGACUGAAUUACUACGAGUUUCAUAACAAUUGCUCAGUGUCUUUUGCCUGUGCGCCAAGAGUUUCGAUUUGACGUUAAGAACUUCAAAUGUCCCAGUAGAAAUCCUAUUGUGUUCUACUGAGCUAGUAGUAGUUUUUAUGGCAUUCAUGAUUGAAUCAUCUGGAACUAUUUUUUGUUUUGAAGGGAAUCAAUCCGGCCAUUCAGUCAUUUCUUAAGAAACAGCUCUGUACUAGUAGCUAGAACCURGCACAUGAUGUAUGAGCAAAAGUUCAUAACUUCAAAUUGAAGUUCUUGCAGUUCUUAACUUCAAAUUGAAACUCUUGGCAAAUACGCAAGACACACUGUGCAAUUGUUACUACUACUAUGAAAAUCAUAGCAGUAUUACUAGUAUUAGUACUCCUACUACUACAAAUUCUUGCCAGAACCAUCUUGAUUUCAAUUUUUGGGGAAAACAUGAAUUCCCAGUGCAAUGGAUACAUACGUACUGCAUUAGAAAGAUACGUACGUACUAUAUCUGAAGCAUACGUACGAUACGAAGCUUCGUAGAAAGGAAUGAAGGAGCAUACCAUUCAUACGUACCUAUCGUAAGGUACUGUUUAUAUGUAUAGAUCAUACGAUCCAUCAUAUUGAUGAUCGUAAGAGGUCUAAGAUACUAUUCGAGAAUACCUCACGAAGAAUAGAGAUGUCACGAGUCCGGAACAGAGAACUCCCAUGUAGAUUCCCUACCAGGUCUACAUGAGGUUCCAAUCGGAACUUCGGAAUUCUCGUGAACGCGCUUGGUAAUCUUCGAAUAAUCUUAAUCUUAUAAUUCAAUCUUCAUACACACUUAACACCUACUAAGAGUACACGUAAUCUCGUGCACCCAGGACCACCUCCUGAUCCUGAAAAUUGUUAUCAACUUUCAUCACAAAUUUUUGUGAUAAAAAAUCCAUUUUGUGGUUGAUGGAUUGUGAUCAAAAUUGAUAAAAAAGUGCACAAUAUCUAAUUGGUGCUGUCCGUAGGAUAUCAGAUCAUGGGUAUGAUUCAUAUCUAUGACACAUACAUAUGACACAUACAUAUGAUUCAUUCACACUCUACAUACUAUAUGACUCACUCAAUCCUAUGGAUCCAUAUGAUUGACAUGACUCAGUUGAUUCACUUGUGUGACUGACUUGACUCAUUCGAUUCACACAUCACUUGAUCUUCAUUCUGCUGAUCAAUCUUAGAUUUCAUAGUUCUUUGAUCAUUGAUAAGAGCAUCAACUCACUUUUCUUCUAGUGCACGGUUUAUAUCACUAUUAGAUAGUCACUCCCAYAGGUUAUGACAUCCUUCCGAAAAAAAUURUCACCACCAUGGUGAUCUUUUUUUAWGGCAUGCUCUCUCCUCAUCACAUGACUAUACCAACAAAACCAUCUGUUCACACCUUUGAACAACAAAUUGUCAUUGCACAUGCAACGACAACGUCUAACACAUAUCAACACCCAUUGCAUGACACAAAUGAAAUGUCUGUUUCGACACACUCACCAUUGUUGAUGCACUGGUGGUGGUCCCAGGACUACUACUACUACUAGAUCUUCUCAAUAGUAGUAUCCUCCACCAGUCCUCCUCUAAGAAUCAGCACCAUCCCUUGAAAAAUUGUGAUCAAAAUUGAUCACAAAAAUUGCAAACAGCAAGAAGAAAUUCAGCAAUUUUGUGAUCAGAUUAGUAUAUCUCAUUUUUUGUGAUCAAAAGAGAUCACAGAAUUUGAAAUGGGGGAUUCCUGCAAUUCAAAAAUCAAUAUUUUUCAAAAUUGGAUAUCAACCUGGCGGUGGUUCCUGAUUGGCUGGCUAAUGAUGCAGGUGGUUUCUACAGUGCAAAAACUGAGUGAGUACAAAGGUUAAAAAGUAUUAACAUUUUGUAACUCAUGUUGCCAAAUGUUGCCACUUGCAAAUGCAUGCCCCAAAAAAGGAAGAAAGAAAUACUUUUUUGUCAAGUAGAGGUACCUGUGUAUUUUCCAGCUGUGUCAUUUGUACAUUAGCAAUGCUCAAUAUCCAUUCAGRUAUAUUGGUAAAUACCACUAGGAUCCCCCAACUCCCCCAUACCAUUGAAAGCUCUCACAAUUCUCUUUUUCAACAUGUGCUUAAUGUUGUUUUGCAUCUGUUGGGGACCAAGAUAUAGCUAUCAGAGUGAGGUGACCCUUARUUAAUGUCCUACAUGUAUCUUUUGUAUGGUGCGUCAAUUUUGGACCAUCUAAUUACUGUGUUAAGACUACUUUGACUCAACGCAUCCAGUCCUAGACUCAACGUAUUCCAGUCCCACAAUGGACACCUUGCACCUCAACAGACAAUCUCUCUUCACUAAAUUAGUAGGUCACUAAUUGUGUGAACUCAUAACUUGGCAAUACCCCUCCUUGAUACAUUUGUUCUUUUUCCGGUUUAUCAGAAGGAACUGUGAUGGAAGCAUUUCUCUGUGCUUUAACACGAUGCAUCAAUCCAAUUUCUUUCUCCUUAAAUUGGUCAAGAACAAUACUUCCUGUGAGGGAGGGUACCCCUGCUAAAAUUGAAGGAUACUGAAAAAAGGAAGCAGCAGCAGCAAAACAAGCAUACUGAGCAACUGAAAGCACCAGUCUUUCUAGUCAAAGAGCUACACAAAGAUGUAUAUCAACGAUACUGUACCCUGUGAGCUCCCCAGACUUGGUUCCCCCAUGAUACACAGCAAUCUUGUUUGGUUGUCAUCCAAAGCAAAGGAUGAAAUCAAACAGCAGGAGAGCCAAAAUAAAGAAGGCAAGGCAUCAAGCCAGAAUGCUCAUGUUCAAAGGUCCUAAGGCUUGUGCUUACAAGCACUGGAUGCCACAAUGUAAGCUUGCAGCUGUAAAGGGCAACAUGGAGAUGAAGUGRCAUCCAGCAACAAAGGCAAGGGAAGCAGCAGAGUCAAUCAAACACAUGGAUCCAGGCAUGGGGUGACAGGUAAAGAGAGUAGAUGAGAUAUAACUCUCCAAAAACUGAGAAAAAUUAGUUAGGGGGGGGGUCAGGCUGCUUUAGGAGUUACAAAAAAGUUAAAAGAGAUUUCAUUGACAAGGUACUAAUUUAUUUGCAAUUUUUGGGGCUCUUGGCAGGCCUAGAUGGAUUCCAUUAAAAAAAAACAAGUUUCUUUUUGCUUCUUCAGAAAGUCCAGAGGAGUAAGAAUCAUCAAGGCCACCAGCCCCUGUGGAAAAGUGUUGAAAAGUUCUGCUACUAUAUAGUGUACCAUAGCAAAUUGAGAUUGCUUGUCUGGAGCGCCAAUAUGAGUCAAGAAAGUUCAACUCCGCCAGUUUGUGGUAGUAAUACUACUAGUAGUACAAGUACUAGAGGGAUGGGAUGAGCCAGCAUUCAUUCCUAACUUGUUGAUUAGAAACAUUAUAAAAUUUAAUUGAUUUUUUGCUUAUGCAGCUCUAAAUCAAAUUUAAUUACCAGUGCCCAGCCAGGGGGGCAGCUACCUACUACCAAUUGGAUAAAGGUUAAUGUUACAUAACCCAUGAUAGGAGACAGCAAGGAGAACUGUUGUAUGAACUGAUUGAUGUUCAACCACAUGUAACAUUAGGAAAAAAGUAACAACAAUGAGUCCUUUUCAGCCCCUCUCAAGUCACAGCAUUAGUAGUUGUAGUAGUUAUGAAGUACAAAGUCAAGUCAUUGGAUGGUUCCUUCUACUAGUACAAAUACUACUAGUAAUACUGCUACUAGUAAUACUAGUUUUGAGAUGACAUGACAAUAGUAGUUGAGAUCAUGAGAUUAGGAGAUGAUAUGAGAACCAAAUUCUUUAAUGCAAGUGUCUCAGCCCAUUGUUACAGCACGCAGUAAUAGUAUCAGCAGUGCCAUAACUUUCAAAAACAUUUUUUUCAGACAAACACAAACUUACACUUUGGUUCUGAAAAUGAUCUCCUAGAAUUUCUACUGAUUCCUGUGUACAUACAUACCUGAUUUGCACCUUCUGGCAUCCAAACUUCCAUGGUGACACCCCAUUGUGAAGUGGAAAAUCCAACUCCCUGGCCCUAAUGAAAGUACUAACCAAACCAAGUGUAUGAUAAGAUCGUCUGGUGCAUCACUCCCCAGUCCCCAGCUGAUAGUAGUUUGCCUCAACUGGGUCCAUCCCCUGUUCCUCCAGAAACUAUUUCUUCUGCUGAUCACAAUUUUGUUGCUUCUGACCUUUCUUGUUGUUGUGUCAGAUGCCAACAACAACCAACCAAGCCCCUGGCACCCAGUCCCCCCCAAACCUUUCCUCUGAAGAACAAUGGCUGGUGUGUUUGUCACACACUCAAUUUACUACAGAAGAUUCSCAGGAGACCUUGGCUCCAUGCACUGUUCCAGUAUUAUUUCCAACCUAGAAGAUGGUUCUGGUCACAAUGUUGUUCUUUCCCACAAAUUUGUGUCUGGCAGCACCAGCACCAACAAAAGCCCCCAGUAUCCACCAACCCAGACCUUUCCUUUGAAAAAUACCCCUGGUGUAUAUGCUAAAUGCUAAUGAGCUUGCCAAAUAUUCCCCAUUUCUUGCCCUAUUUCCAGACUGCUGGAAGUAGUGUCUUCUUAUCAACAUGUUGCUAUUUCCAAAAUUUGUGUACAACAAUAACAACCCAAGCCCCCAGUAUCCAACCCAAACUGUUCUCUUUUAAAAAAACCCUGGAGUAUAUUCUGAAUCCUACUUAGUUUGAAGAAGAUUCACCUACUUUUAUCUCCAUAGGCCACUUCUUCCCAUACUUUUUAUAGACCAGAAGCAGUAUUUUUGGACACAAUAUUGUUGUUUCUGGCAUCCACACCAGGCAACAACAAUAACAACAAUAAUAACAACAAUAAUAACAACAACAAUAAUAACAACAACAACAGCAGCAGCAGCAACAACAACAACAACAAAAACAACAACAGUCCCAAUUUAGAUCAUUUACAUUUUUCCCCAGUCUAUACAUAUGUUCUUCUGUUUAAACAGCAUCCUGCUUCUAACUGUCAUUGAUCCUUUCUGCAAAAAGAAGCAACACAGGCAGCUGCUUCUGCAGUAAUACUUCACCUAUUGCCACUUCUAUUUCAAUAAAAUAUCCACAUCACAACUUGUAAUUACAAAGGAGACUGCCUACUCCAAGACCAACUCAGUUUGUUCAGCAAUAUUUUUCUUUUAGCUUUCCUCCAGCUUGUAUUUUUCACUUUUCUCUUUUGUGACUACUUCUGUUUCCUUGUUUGCUGUGGUGUGACUUGUCUUUUGGCUUUGCAGUGCACUUAGAAAUGACCACAACAUAGCUAUCUUCCAUCAAAAUUUUGAACCAUCACCCUCCACGUCCCCUAAGUUCAGCCCCAUGCCUUAAUUGGUUGUCAGUAGUAUGCAUACUAGUAGACCUGGUGGAGCCUCCACAAAACAUCCUUAGAGUGAGGUGGUGCCCCUUGGAGUGACUACRAGGAGCACUCUUCUACCCAGUAGUCAGGAGAAAUAGUGGCUCUAGCCAUCUGCACAGUGCCUCUUCUAGUUCACAAGGUYAAAUGUAAUAUUAAGUUUUUUAAUCAGCAGUGCCAAAAGGCACUGGUAGGUAGGCCAGAGCCAUCACCUCUUGGUAGCAGCAGGAUGGUGCUUCUAGAGCUGCUCUGAGCGACGGCAUUCUUGGAUGAGGAGCAUGACCAACAAAAAACUGUGGAUGCUGGGAGAAUGAGACAAAAUCCAUUUCAUAGCUUAUUAUUGUUUAGCACUAGUAAUAUGUGGUUGGACAGGAGCAAAGGCUCAGCAGUGGUGGAUGAUCUGCACUAACACACAGUGCUAACAACACUUCUUCACAGCUUGAGAAAACAUGAGACAUGUUACAGAAGACAUCAUUUUCCAUCAUAGACCCUACUUUCAAAAUGGUGAUUCAAUUUUUUUUUGAUUUAAUUUAAGACCUCCUGGAUGCAAUGCCUUGUGUUUUUUGACUCCUUUUUAGGUAAUUUUUUUUUCAACUUGGGAGGUGAUGGAUCCUCUGUGUUCUAUCUGAAAUCAUAGGCAGCAUGUUCCUUCAAUUUCAGGGAGUAAAAUUACGAUCACUCUCAUUGAAGGAUCUCUCUCUCUCUCUCUCAAAAUGGUCCAGGGUAUAUUUACAUAAUCAUUAAAGUCUCAACAACCAUACAUACUCUUAUGAUGUUCCUGACACUUGAAAAAAUAAUGUUGCUUAAAUCAAAACAAAAAGAAAUAGUUUGAGGUCAUUCAAUUACAAAUCCUGCAUUUCAAUCCAAAAACUAGCUCUGUAAAUUGUAGUGGAAUUUCCACUAGGACAUUCGAAGUACUUUACUUCCAAUCGAAGUUCAUAACUUCAAAUUUAAACUUCUUGCUCACCAGAGUUACUGUAGUCAAUUGUUAUAGAAGGCGUAGUAUUGAACUAAGAUAAAUUUGAAAGAUCCAAACCCCAGCUCUGUGGCGAGUAUGCAUGAACGGCCAUAAUGUUUAAUUAAUUACUAGGUAUUUCCACACUGAAGUUUACCUCUAUGUAGUCAAUGGCUAUGGAAAAUAUCAUGACUCCAGAUUGGAUACUUUCAGCACGGAGACGAAUCAAGUGCUACUAAGAAGCCCGCGGAACGUUAACAAGCAUUAUUAGAAAAGUGACGCAGUAACAGAGAAACAAAGAAACAACACAUUUUAAACAUCUUUCUUUCCUUCGGUCGACAGAGGGUCGAUUGCCGACUUGCGCUCAAUGAGUUCGAAAAUUCUUCCUGCUGCGUCAAGAGCUUUUGGACGAUCAGUCGCUCCCUGCUGUGCCGCUGCCAUACCGGACAAAGAAAAGAGCAAGGAAAACAUCGAGAUAAGAUAUCCUCGAGAUGUGUACGUAUUGGGAUAUCUAUCAAUCAACCAGCCACCCCACCAAAACAGGAGAGCAAAACUCCACUGCUGAAAAAGUGGCCCUAUGCCAGUGUAGAGUCCUUUGACACAAUUUGUUUUCAKAGGCGUUGGAUCUUCUUUACGCAACGCCAUCGCGAAGUCCUUGCUUCGAGAAUCCUCAAGCGACAACGAAGCUACUGUCCGGAUAUUAGAGAGGCUCUCGAUGACAAUAACUCCUGAAGUUUUCUCUUCUUCACCGGUGUCGACAUCUUCUCCCAUGUACAUUCUCUGCUCAGCCUCGGCCCCCUGAAGUGAUAAAAAUGAUGGAAUUAG